CGCUCAUAGUCAUCAUGCGCCUGGCUGUCGCACGGGCUUGCUGCUCGCAUUGAGGACCAUGGCUGAUUGCUCUCCUUCGAAUUCACCAGCUCAGCGGCCUCUCUCUUAACUUCUCGCCCUCGAACCAUACGUCCUUGACACUUGUCUCCAUCAAAAGCAAUGGAAGCAGCCGUCCGCUGGUCGCCUCAUGCAAGCCAGCAGAAUCCACAGUUCCUCAUCAUCGAUGUCGCCGGGAAUCGUCUGCGUCUGUGCGAGAUCGACUCGGCCUCAAGUGAUGGCGACGUGCAGUACAAGCAGGUAGCGAACCGUGACAAGCUACCCAACUUCACCGCUUUCGACUGGUCCAAGACGCAUGAGCAUUUCGUGGCCAUCGGGUCGGCAUCCGGUGAAGCCAGCUUGAUUGAAAUUGACUCCAGCCGGCCGAAUUCCGAUUUCAUUCAUUCCUUUCCUAUCAAGCAUCAACGGAAAUGCAACUCGAUAGCCUUCAGUACCAACAAUCUGUUGGCCACAGGCCUGGAUAGAGUUCGAAACGACUUUUGUAUGAAUAUUUAUGAUCUGAACGUUGCUUCAUUCACCGCCAAUCAUGAGCCUUACAAGAAGCUGGCCAGCUCGGAAGCCAUCACCAGCAUCAAGUUCUUCCCUACACAUCCACAAACACUCGUGGCUGGAGUCUCUCGACAAUGUAUCAGGAUAUAUGAUCUACGAGACUCCGCUCCGGUCAGCUCUGCCCAGUAUGGGACGCGUCAAGUUCACAAUUUGUCAAUCGAUCCGUUAGAUGAGAAUUACAUCAUCUCUGCCGGUCCGACGGGCGACCCCGCUGUGAGUGUGUGGGACCGACGUUUUGCCUCGCGAUCUGGGGCCACAACCCCAUCCGGGGAAGCCCCACCCGCUGCUGUCGUUGAAUUACGUCCUGCUGUUGACAACAGCCACGUGGCUGGAAUAUGGUGCCUGCGAUUCUCUCGAAGCAAAAGAAACUGCUUUGGUGUUCUUUCCAGCAUGGGAGAGCUGAAAGUGGUCGACAUUGCGCAAUACGAAUCCAGAGAUCAAAGUCCCGCAGCCACAAUUCUACCACGCUCCCAGAAUUACGUCAGGUAUACACAUAAUUUGCGGUACCCUUGGUACGAUCCACAUUUUGGCCACGAUGAGGCUUCCCGCGUCGUUGCAUUUGAUUUCAUGGGCGAAGGGUCCCCCAUCGGAAGUCAUAGUGCCAUCGCUCUGCAUCCCAACCGAGAGGUUAAGGUUAUGAAGAUCCCCACCCGGGCACCCAGAGUGCAUUUAACGGCGCUCAACGAAUUGUACAUGGACCGUAUAGCUGUGGCCGAGCCAAGUUCACCAGAGGGUCCCGUCGCCGAAGACCUUACUCGGCUCCAGAACCGAACAAUUGGUGAAAGGUUUCCUUCGAAAACGUCCGUCAGGGUAAAUGGCCUAAGCGACACACCGCGUAUUGAAAGAUUGCGCAUGGAGAACUUUGGCCACAAGAUUCGCGAUGUGAGCCCGGAUACUAGUCGAGGGCACCACGAGGAGUUACUCACAAUGGGCUAUCCCGGUCUCAAGCUAGACAUUACUGACGCUCUGAAGGUGCUUGACGUCGCCAAGCGACGAGCUAAAGAAGGAUAUUGCUUGGACAGUAAAAGAAACAGACAAAUUGUGGCUAAUGAUCCAUGGCUCGUAGGUCUCUGGGAACUUAUCCAGAGACUAGAUGAUCUCGCCAAAGAUAAUGGUAUGGUUGCCGAAGGAGUUGACCUCAGCUACCUUGGCGUUGCCUACCUAUGGGAGAACAGCCUUGGUGCAAAGCGCAGCACCUACCGUCUAAUCAACAGACCUUCUGUGUCUGUGCCAGACUUUCAGAAUGUUGUUCGAAAGAUUGUGCAAGAGAAAGAAUACCCACCUUUCCAAGGUGCCAGGACUGAUUUUCCUGAACAUCGUCAGCUUUGUCUUGCUAUCUGCGGAUGGACAUUUUCGGGUCAACGCAUUCGCGACAAUUGCAAAGCGCUCAUUGAACAAGGCUACUACUACAAGGCCAUUGUGUUGGCUGUCUUUAAGGGCCACAAGGAUAUAGCUCUCGAUCUUCUGAAACAGCUUGUACGGCAAAGACAACUCCAGAACAUUGGUCUCGGAGCCGUGAUUGCCUGCGACAAGGUCAACGAAGAACAGCGAGAAAUGUGCGAAUGGAUGGCCGAGGAGAGUGAUGAGCCGUACCUUAAGGCGCUCCUCAAAUACUUCAUCACUGGUAACUGGAGCACGGUGACCAAAAUGGAGGAGCUGUCGCUUGCAGAUCGACUCGGAGUUGCUCUCAAGUAUCUUGAUGAUGUACAGCUCGGUCAGUUUAUCAAGCUGUCUGUUGCAGGCGCAAAGCUCUACGGUGAUAUCGAAGGCAUCGUCCUCACCGGACUCAGCGAGCGUGCUAUGGACCUCUUUGAGCACUAUAUCGCCAAAUGGGGCGAUCUGCAAACCGUCGUACUGGCAAUGGCUCGCAGCAAUCCCGUCUACAUUUCUGAUCCUCGCUGGGAAUACUGGAAGGAAACCUACUUCAUGCAGUUGCAAGUUUGGCGCUGCUUCCUCGAGCGCACGCGCUUCAUCGUCUCACACAAUAAAGUCGCCACGACUCGAGACGCUGUCUGCCUCAACAAACCCUUCCCACGCCAAAUCACCAUCCGUUGCAACCACUGCCAACUGAGCCUCGCUCGACGAGGCGACACGCUUGUCCCAGCGUCCGAAACCGCUUCGACGGCCAUUCACAAAGCACCAUCCUUCGGACCAGGCAUCACCGCUAAGCCCGCACAGCAGCAAAAAACGAACACGCCUUCGCACAACUCCGGUCUCGUUUGCCCUAACUGUAGCAGGCGCAUGCCGCGCUGCGGUAUCUGCAUGAUGUGGCUGGGGAGCCCGGAUCCAGCAACCUUGGGCGGGGCCGAGGCCCUCAAAGACGAGGACACGGAAGCGAAGCAGAUGGUCUUUUGCAUGACGUGCACGCAUGGGUUCCAUGGACAUCAUGCGCGGAAUUGGUUUGCGAAGCAUAAGAUGUGUCCGGUGCCGGACUGCCAGUGUAUGUGUGGGCUGUUGCGGUAGCCUCGCUUGCAGCGGCGAUCUACGUAGAUCAACUACCUUUCCUUUCUGUCAACAAUUGUCGGAUGCGCUCGGUUUAUGGCUUCGCUUCGUUGUUAAUAUUAAUUUCUGUACCGGAAGACCCGGGUGGUUUGCAACUUGUGUCUGAUUGAAGUCAGUGUUACUGUUAACAGAGAAUACAAGCUGGAAUUUCUUGCUAAGUUUGACAGCUGUAUUGAAUACUGGUUGGG
Aplosporella prunicola CBS 121167 is the source of this 3296-nucleotide messenger RNA. RefSeq lists its product as uncharacterized. The coding region runs from base 160 to 3069 and encodes 969 amino acids. NCBI's taxonomy places the organism in Eukaryota, Fungi, Ascomycota, Dothideomycetes, Botryosphaeriales, Aplosporellaceae. The record is from RefSeq and is a predicted model, not a curated record. The transcript has 2 exons. Gene Ontology annotation, cellular component: cytoplasm. Gene Ontology annotation, molecular function: protein binding. Gene Ontology annotation, biological process: positive regulation of TORC1 signaling.